Lycium ferocissimum is the source of this 518-nucleotide messenger RNA. Its product is annotated as mediator of RNA polymerase II transcription subunit 15a-like. The record is from RefSeq and is a predicted model, not a curated record. The transcript is spliced from 3 exons. Gene Ontology annotation, biological process: regulation of DNA-templated transcription. Gene Ontology annotation, molecular function: transcription coactivator activity; chromatin DNA binding. The coding region runs from base 189 to 482 and encodes 97 amino acids. Lineage: Eukaryota; Viridiplantae; Streptophyta; Magnoliopsida; Solanales; Solanaceae.
UGCUGACUCACACCCACAUUAUACAUCACUUAAAAUAUUAAAAAUAAUAAAAAAUAAUGGUAGACUUUAUAAUGAAGUCUAUAAAAGGAUCAUUUUGUUUUGCGAAGAAGUAUGCACUUGUUAUCUGUCUCUGGUGAUUCUGUAAUAUUCUUUUGGAAAAUCGUUUUGUUAAUUAGAUCAGAAUUUAGAUGGUGAUGACUCGGGCUCAGGCUCGGGCUAAGUAUGCUGAUUGGCAGACUCAACUUCCACCCGAUACUCGUCAAAUGAUUGUCAACAAGAUAAUGGAGACCUUAAUGAGGCAUCUUCCUAUAUCUGCGCAAGAAGGAGUACAGGAGCUUAAGAAAAUUGCAGUGAGGUUUGAGGAGAAGAUCUAUACUGCUGCAACAAGUCGCCAUGAUUAUCUGCGUAAAAUAUCUUUAAAGAUGCUGAGCAUGGAGAAAAAAUAUCAAAAUCCAAAUGCCCAUUGCCCAGGUGAACAAUGAAAGUUCAUGUUUUGUUUUUCACAUUUUCAGUUGCAA